GCACGCAGCCACCGGGGAGAGAGAUCGGGAGGGGAGAGAGUGGUCGCCGGACGCGAGACGAAGACGGUGGCGUGGCCGUCGAAAGCCGCCCGGACCCACGACGAAGACGGCGGCGUAGCCGCCAGACGACGCCCGGACGCGCGAAGCCACCGCGGAGAGAGAACAGGAGGGGAGAGAGAGGCUGCCGGGACGCGAGACGAAGACGGCGAUGCGGCCACUGGACACGUGGCGAAGAUGGGGAGGGGAGGAGGAGGGCGACGCUAGAGAAGCCGCUGCCGCCCGCCAUGACCUAGGGGAAUGGAGGUUGUCGUCGUGAUCUGGAUGAGGGCCGGUCGGGCAUCAUCUGUUCGAUCAGAAGACACACCGAGAGCACAGAGAAAUAUUUUAUCGCAAGUGUUUUUAUUUUCCAUGCUACUUCUAACAAAUCAACGAUUAGAUUUAGUUGGUACCAAUCGUAGUCGAUUGUGAUUAAAACGAGUUGGCGUACUCUUAUAUGUUUCUUCUCUCCGCCCUCUCUUCCCCGUACGCGACAGCCGGCCGACGAGCUCCCCCCCUCCGCCCGCGCUCGUUCCGCCGAGGACGGGCUUCUCCUCCCCACCGCCUGCGCUGAUCUCCCGCGAGCAGGGGCGUCGUCGUCCUCGGUUCUUUUUGUUCCCAAAAAGUUUGGGGGUCCUAGCCUUUGUGGCGACCGGAGAGGGAGAGGGAGAGGGAGAGGGCUUCGUCUGUUCCUGCUUCGGCUAGGGCGCCAUGGCUUCCGCUCCAACGACAGAUGGGCCGAUUGAUUCAGUGGCCAAAAGGAAGGGCUCUCCAUGCCAACAAGAUGGUGAUUUUCAAGAUGAUAAACGACCAAGAUCAUCUGUGAACCUUCCAGAGGGCAUCUUUUGGUACAUUCAUUCCUUAAUGCCACUCCGAGAUGCUGCUCGUGCUGCUUGCGUGUCUCAUUCAUUUUUACGAUCUUGGAGAUGCUAUCCCUACCUUCUCUUCAAUGAGGAGAUAGUCCUAUUGGAUAAAAACACAUUUGGCAAUGAUGAGACAACGAGAAAUCUCACCAGCAAAGUUAACCACAUUUUACAAAAUCACUCGGGCAUCGGUGUGAAGAAACUAGAGUUUGUUUUCUUCAGUUGUACUAGUGUCGACUUCAGUUAUUUGGACAGUUGGCUUCACAAGGCUGUCACAUCGGGGAUUGAAGAAGUCACCCUGAUGCUGCCUACAAACAGCAAUGCAGGAUACAACUUUCCAUGCUCGGUUUUAUCUGAUGGUAAUGGUAACUCAAUUCAGUAUAUUUAUCUCUCUCACUGUGCCAUCCGUCCCACUGUUGAUCUUGGUUGCCUGAGAACCUUGACGAAUUUGCAUCUAUGUUCUGUGCGGAUUACUGGGUGUGAACUAGAAUGCCUUCUUUCUAAGUCCCCCGCACUGGAGUUGUUAAAAGUGAUGAGUUGUAAAGAGAUAGUUCAGUUGAAGAUCCCAUGUUUGCUGAAGCGGCUCCAUACCCUUUAUGUAAAUGGAUGUGAAAUGCUGAAAGUGGUAGAGAGCUACGCUCCAAACCUCACCACCUUUGACUUCACAGGUCAUGCAGUACAAAUGUUGGGUUUACUGCAAAUGAAGAACUUUGACAUGCUUAUGCAGACACAGAUUGUCAGUACACAAACUGUGCUAGGGAAAUUUCUUAGCCUCAAGCACUUGCAUAUAUCACUUAACAAGCCCCCAAACUAUGAUUAUGUUUCUCUUGUUUACUUUCUUGAUGCUGCUCCUUCACUUGAGACGUUCAUCUUGCUUACACCAUACAUACAUUUACCACAGGGUCAUAUGGGGUAUGCCUGGACUGCUGGAGAUUCUGCACAGCUGAGGCAGAUGCCAGAACACCGCCAUGACAAUCUCAAGAAAUUCGAGGUCUCUGGUUUCUGCUAUGUGAAGAGCUUGGUCGAGCUAAUAUGCCAUAUCCUUGAGACUACAUCGUCACUCAAUCAUGUUAAGCUUGACACGUCCUAUAGAUCUGGGUGCCAUGCUUCUGGCAGAUGCUACCCAUAUGGUACGGAGCAAAUGAGGGAGGCCUGUAACGCCGUCUUGGCUAUCAAGACAUGCAUCAUUGGGAAAGUUCCACCUAAAGUGGAGCUUGAUCUUGUUCAGCCUUGCAGCCGUUGCCGUGCUCUUGUGCAGUAGAUGCCAAGUUAUAUUUAUUCUAUCAGCUACCAUGGGCACUUGGCCAUUUUCUAAAUAGCAAAUUGUCCGUGCGUUGCAACGAGAUUUUAUAUUAAAAAUAGAGUACAAAUAAGAAGAU
Molecule: messenger RNA, 2278 nt
Organism: Oryza brachyantha (malo sina)
Lineage: Eukaryota; Viridiplantae; Streptophyta; Magnoliopsida; Poales; Poaceae
Exons: 6
Coding region: 748-2160 (470 amino acids)
Molecular function (GO): protein binding
Source: RefSeq, a predicted model, not a curated record